GGCUGGUGUUGGCGCUGACCGCGUUGAUUGGCUGGGGUGCAUGUUGACAAACUCUUGCGCACCGGAUGUAUUACUGAAUCGACUCUCCUGCAAACACGAUAGUAUUAACCAUGUCGGAUUCGGAUGGACCCCCGCCUGAGCCAGCAGGGCUUGAUGGUCUCCCUCCCAUGUACAGCAUCGCUAAGGGGGAAGUGGUCUCUGUGCAAACGUAUGGAGCGUUCGUCCGCCUCCCCGGAUACAGAAAGGAAGGCCUCGUACACGUGAGUGAGAUGUCGGCCUCACGGGUCGAGAACGCUUCAGAGAUCGUGGAGAUGGGAGAACAAGUGUGGAUCAAAGUCAUUGGAAGAGAGAUUCAGGGUGAGAAGGUCAAGUUGUCCUUCUCCAUGAAAGCUGUCAAUCAGGGCACUGGGCGGGACAUGGACCCGAACAAUGUUAUGGCUGAGCAGGAUGAGAGACGACGGAGGAGCUUCAAAGAUCACACUGGGAGGAGAAUCACUCUGGACGCGGUGCUGAACACAACCUGCGCAAAGUGUGGCUGCAAGGGUCACUUCACAAAAGACUGUUUUUCUACGCCGGGGCUGCAGUACGCCCUCCUUCCUGACGUAGGCGAGGAAGAGCCACAGCCGCCUCCACAGCCGGCCUCCGCAGUACCACUGCAGCCAGACGCAGAGAAGAAGAAAAAGAAGAAAAAGGAGAAGAAGGAGAAGAAGGCGAAGAAGAAGAGGAAGAGAGAGAGGAAGGACUCUGACAGUGACGGCAGCAGCAGCAGCGACGGGGCGACAGCCUCCAAAAAGGCCAAGAGAGGGCGCCACACACAAGACCGGGAGGACAAAAAGAAGAAGAAACACAAGAAAACCAAAUCCCACAAACACAACUGAGACACCACACUUUUAUUUCAACACACACGCUCGCGCAUGCACACCCGAUUGCAACCAGAACAGCUCCAGAAGGAGAAGUGUUGGAGAGCAGAAUGAUGAACGGACUUCCUCUUAAACUAUUCUUAAGCAAAAUCAGUAGACGUCUUUCACCAGACAUUUUUUUUCUUUGUGUUAUUUCUCCUCAUAAACUUUUGUGAACCGGAAGCUUCCAUAAUAGUGAACAUUAGCUAAGGACUGCCUUUAACGUAUUUUAUUCCACAUGCCAAGCAAGUUCAGAAAAAGGCAGACGUGGCGAAGAUAAGCGUGGCUGCGUCCUUGAGUAACCCCAGAGUCGCGGGGCUUCAGGUAACCAGAUAGGUGGACCAAACGUCCAUCCACAUUGGAUAGCCUCAUCUUGUUUACAACUCUCGGGUUACCUGUAGUCCAGGAAAUCCAAUCAAGGAAGACAAGGUUUGUAUUGGUUGAAUUUUGUUCAACUACUACGAAAUGCAACAAAUGACAUGAAAUCAGAUGCCUUAAUAGGAAGUGGCAAAAACAGACAGGAAGUGUGGAUACCCACACAGACACUGACAGAGAUCAUGCACUAUAACGGUAUCCUGUUUCUGCCAAUCUCUUCCGGUGUGUGUGUGUAUAGUGUGUGUCUUUGCACUGGUCAUCAAAUGUCUGCUUAGUGUUCACAGUCUGCAUGUCUCACCGUCUUGAGUCCUAAUAAAAAACAUCCAAGAAAUGUUAA
Molecule: messenger RNA, 1611 nt
Organism: Gadus morhua (Atlantic cod)
Lineage: Eukaryota; Metazoa; Chordata; Actinopteri; Gadiformes; Gadidae
Gene: zcchc17
Product: zinc finger, CCHC domain containing 17
Exons: 7
Coding region: 111-878 (255 amino acids)
Biological process (GO): RNA stabilization
Molecular function (GO): zinc ion binding; RNA binding
Source: RefSeq, a predicted model, not a curated record